Molecule: messenger RNA, 1314 nt
Organism: Coprinopsis cinerea okayama7#130
Lineage: Eukaryota; Fungi; Basidiomycota; Agaricomycetes; Agaricales; Psathyrellaceae
Product: coproporphyrinogen III oxidase
Exons: 2
Coding region: 138-1250 (370 amino acids)
Cellular component (GO): cytoplasm; mitochondrial intermembrane space
Molecular function (GO): coproporphyrinogen oxidase activity
Source: RefSeq, a predicted model, not a curated record
GCCUUCUCCACAUAAAAGCUUGACCUCGACCUUUUACCUGGUUCCCAAUCCCCCAUACACCGCAUUCUCCUGAUCGCUACCAACAGCAGCGACUUUAUCGUUUACCGAGGAUCCAUCCCACUUAAUCCUUGAACAAGAUGCCUUAUCCCGCCCCAAAUCGAAAACCCAUGCGCGAGCGCAUGGAGGAGUACAUCAACGAUCUCCAGGACCGAAUCGUGACCGCCUUCGAAGAGCUCGAUCCCAAAUCUCCUCCCUUCAAACGGGACUCGUGGGUCCGUUCGCAAGGAGGCACAGGUCGCUCCUGUGUCUUCGCUGCGCCCGUCGACGAAGGUGCGACCGGAUCCGACACGCACCAAUCCGUACUCGAAAAAGCCGGCGUGAACAUUUCGGUCGUCCACGGUGUCUUGCCUCCGGCUGCUAUCAGGCAGAUGCGGGCUGACCACUCGUCGAUGCCUCUCCCUGAGAGGAAAGAGGGGCUCCCGUUCUUCGCAUCUGGACUCAGCCUCGUCGUUCACCCCCGCAACCCCAACGCACCCACCGUCCACGCCAACUACCGCUACUUUGAAAUCACCGAGCCUGUCGAAGAGGGGGACGAAAGCGACGAAGGAGCGGAAGGCAGCGGGCAGGAGAAGAAGAAGCGAGGCAAAGUUUUGGCAUGGUGGUUCGGCGGAGGCUGCGACUUGACGCCUUCGUACCUGUACGAAGAAGACGCCGUGCACUUCCACAAGACGAUCAAAGACGCCUGUGAUAAACACGGCCCGCAGCUCUACCCGACGUUCAAGAAAUGGUGCGACGAGUACUUUUAUAUCGUGCAUCGGGAGGAGACGAGAGGAGUCGGCGGGAUCUUUUUCGACGACUUGAACACGGGCCCGCACCUCCGCUUCCCGUCUUCCUCGGCGGCCUCGAAACGCCCGUCCUCGCCAGAGGAGUUGUUCGAGUUUGUCAAGGAUCUAGGGGACUCGUUCAUCCCGUCCUACCUCCCCAUUCUUCAGAGACGGCAUUCGCAGCCGUUCACGCCCCGCCAGCGACGGUGGCAGUUGAUUCGACGGGGGCGGUAUGUCGAGUUCAACUUGGUGUAUGACCGGGGGACCAAGUUUGGGUUGAUGACGCCUGGCGCGAGGAUUGAGAGUAUCCUUAUGAGUUUGCCUGAGACGGCUAGGUGGGAGUACAUGUCGGACAUGGGUCAGGACGAAGGGUCGGAAGAGGCAAAGCUGCUCAAAGUACUCAAGCAUCCGAGGGAAUGGGUUUGAUAUUGGACAAAGUUAAAAAAAGAAAGUGUAUUAUUAUUGUUCUCACCACUCAUGCUUAUACUGU